AGCUUCAUGCACCUCGGCAGCAGCUCUAUCACUUGCUCUGGAGUGAAAAUGGCUCCGUCCUUCUGGAAAGGUAUUGUCGGUGUUGGGCUUUUUGCCUUGGCACACGCAGCGUUUUCAGCGGCACAACACCGAUCAUACAUGAGACUGACUGAAAAAGAGAAUGAAACGUUACCUAUAGAUAUAGUGUUACAGACAUUGUUGUCAUUUGUGGUCACGUGUUAUGGGAUAGUGCACAUCUCAGGCGAGUUCAAAGAUAUGGAUGCUUCCUCAGAGCUCAAAAACAAGACAUUUGACACAUUGAGAAAUCACCCAUCUUUCUACUUGUUCAAUCAUCGAGGCAGAGUACUCUUCCACCCUCCUGAGCCAGAAGACACUCCAAGCGCCCAGGCUUUGCCCUCCAAUCCCCUGCGGUUACGCAAGCUGGAAAAUUUUCACUGAGACUGGCCUUCAGUGGGCUGCCUUGCCAUUUUUAUUUUUUUUUGUUUGUUUUUUUUAGAUUGUUUGUUAGCUCCUCUGUUGGAAAAGGAAAAUAAGCAUAUUUUCCUGUCUUUAUGUAUAUCUGAAUAUGCUGUACAAACAUGCAUCUCUUGUGGUUACAAUUUUGUCAAUGAACUGUGCCAACACCUUUUCCAGCUGAUAUGUUUGUAAAUACUUGUUAUCGCUUGGGAGUCUUAAGUCUGUAGGUUACACCUGUAGCCCUCCAGCGGGCUCACAGAAAGGGGGUUUCAUCCUUCUGUUGCACAAAAGGCACAAAUCCUACCAUGUACAAUGAUGGUUUUUGCCACGUUUUGGCCGCGCAGCUGACCCUAACUGCAACAGGUUCUUCCCGGUACUCUUCCAAAAUGAGGUUGAUAUUAUGGACCAUACAUUGUAAUUGUGUUCGGAACCAGUACCUGACUACUGUACUACACAAUUGAGCGUGUUUUGCAAAUAAUCUUGGAACUAAUUAAAAUUAUUAAAUCAUCUGAACGAGGGCCAGAUAGAUGAGUUAGGUUAAUAGAAAUUCUAAUACUGUAAACACUCGGUGGGAUUGAAUGGAACAUUUGUUCUUUGAGGAGGCAAUGCAUUCUGUUUUAUUUCAUGUUGAGAUGCAACUCCUUAAUAGAUUCUGAAAUUGUAGUGAAGAACUUUUAACUUGGAAGAUAUCCACUCUUUUUUUUGCCCAUUUAUUCUAAAAUCAGGAUGCAGUAGUGUGUUUGAAACAGACAUGUUCUUCCCAUCUGAGAAUAUCAUGACGAUGUGAGAUGAAGUGUGUUAAUUUGACUGUUUACAGGACCUGCUAAAUGGUUAGAAGGUUUUAUGCCAUGCUAUGAACAAUUUUAUGUUCUUAUUGGAACAUUAUUUGGGUGUGGUACUUUAACUUGGUUAAUGUAGAGAAUGGGCAGUUGAAAUUGUCUAGUUUAAGCUCGUUAUUAUACUAAUCCUUCGCUAAACCCCUUUUUCUUUUUUUAUUUGGGCCGGAGGAGACCUGCUAAGUAUACCAGCAAUGGCAACCCCUGUGUCUGUACAAUGUUUAGUCUCCUGCUGAUAAUAAUAGCCUAUUAUACUUCCUUUAUGAAAAAUGCCUAUAUGUUGUCAAUACGACUUUAGGGUCCCUGCUGUAUAAGUAGUAGUUUGUUGACAUCAUCAUGAGUUAAACACUUUUGUUGAAGAUCUUAGCUAUUGUGUAAGCUCAAUUUGUUUUAAAUCUAUAAUUGGAGAUAUGUUUGUAUAGGUCUACCAUUUGAACAGCUGUUCUUUGGAUUUGCCUAUAAUUUUGCAUUUUAUGUGCAUGUUGGUCUUGAUUCAUUGCACAGCCUGUGCUGUUUGUUUCGGAGUGUAAUUUCACAGCAUUAGGAAGUCACUGUCGAGGGAUCAUUGUUAGGCUGAUUUUAAAUAAGGCUUAAAAAUGAGAGAUCAUUACUUUGCUAUUAUAUGAUAUGUUCCUAAUUUUGCCAUCUGUUGUCAUUUAGGGGAAGUAAACACAGGAAAUAAAGUUAGCUUGUGAACUACCAAAAAACUUGGUUCAAGACAGUCCCAUGAUAGACAAUCUACUAUACAUUGUGAAGAGGAAAAAAUAAACAGCAAUCUAACAGAUGAGGAAAAUUCAGUAAUUAGACAACCAUAUGUGAAACACUUCACCACCACAAACAUAACAUUGUACUGUACACCACAAGAUGGAAACUACACCAUUAUGAGACUUGGCUACAGCUACUUAAAUGGUGAAUGCUGUUUUAUAAAUUCAUGAGAGCAAUAUUGGCCUGAACUGGAAAAAAAAAAAAAAAAAGAUAAACAAUAGUUACAUAAGGAUGAUUAAUAUUUCUAAAAGUGUCUAAAAAUAUACUAAAUUUAAAUUAGUAUGUAAUUUAUGCCAAAACAUAAUUAAAUUGGGAUUCCAUAUCCUCCUGAGACCCAAGUGUGACUGCUGUGUCCAUUUUCCAUUUCCCUUUUUGAUUUGUAACUAGUAGCACCUAAUAAACAUGCAAAAAAAACAUUUUAGAGCAAAUAGUUUUCCUAAAAACUGAUGCCAACAUAUGUGGACAGAGGGACAAAGUUGUGAAUUUUAAAUAAUCAAGCUGUAGAAAGUCAAAUUUUGUUAUCAAAUUGUUUAAUAUGUUUCCAUGAGUGUUGGUUAUUUUAUGUUUUUGAGACAUUACAGUUGAAAUUAGCAUAAUUCUGAUUCAAAGUAAUGGCCAGCAUCAUCCAAUCACUGCCAACCAUGUUAAAAAAUAAAA
This is a messenger RNA of Xyrauchen texanus (razorback sucker), 2714 nucleotides long. Its product is annotated as ER membrane protein complex subunit 5-like. Lineage: Eukaryota; Metazoa; Chordata; Actinopteri; Cypriniformes; Catostomidae. The record is from RefSeq and is a predicted model, not a curated record. The transcript is spliced from 4 exons. Bases 7 to 438 code for a protein of 143 amino acids. Gene Ontology annotation, cellular component: Golgi apparatus; plasma membrane; EMC complex.